Messenger RNA from Spirometra erinaceieuropaei, 1436 nucleotides. The record is from the annotation of a GenBank genome assembly. Lineage: Eukaryota; Metazoa; Platyhelminthes; Cestoda; Diphyllobothriidea; Diphyllobothriidae.
AUGUUUCUCCUGUCAUUAUUGACUGCUCUGGCCUUUUUAAAUGUUCGACCCUGCAGUUGCCGUAAGUUACAACAUUCCUUAGUAGGUUUACCUGUUUUAAGAGGGACGUCUUCUAGCUGUCCAGGAAAAAACCACCAUCGACUAUCUUCUCGAGGUUGAAUCCUCCUAUACGGUAGGCAAACUUGUGACUAGUAAUUAAGUUAAAGCCCCCUGAAAUUAGAAGUACUCACAUAACUUCGUUCAUUUAGUUUGGUUCUUCGAAGUCGGGAUUUGUGCAGGGAACAGAACAGCGUCCAUGUCAACCUCCGACUAAUUGUGUAGAGUUUUAUCCAGGUGAGUUGCUGAACCUGUUUAAGUGCAGCCCGUUCAUGUCCAGUAUUUGAAUGUCGGCGGCACAUAUAUGUACACUACUGGUGCCAUAUAAGUCAGCGUUGACAGGAUCUACCACCAUAUAUAUAUAUAUAUAGACAGUGAUAGACCUAAGCCUUAAGUUGAUUGCUAGUUAGACCACUUACAACUAAAAUAAAAAUAAUGAUGUGCUCGCUGACCAUAAAAAUUAACCACAAUGUUCAUUGGCUAUCAGUUUUUCAUGUAACAAAGUUGCGACUUAAUAAGACCGAAUAAAUUUGUUUUUGAAACCCACAACCAACGUCUUUAAAUUGACUUUUCUAUUAAAGAAAAGAGGAGUUUUAUGAUCCAGGCCGGCAGACACGCAAACUACUCUGCAAUAAUUCUCACGCCCGAAGCAUCUGACCAAGCUCAAAUCGCAAUCGUCAUAGUGAAUGAGGGAGAAUUUUUUCCAGGUAUGUUUUAAAUAAUCUUUUGUCAACAUAAACCCCAAAAUUACGAAAGGUAAUUUAACAAACAAUUUCGUAAUUAACUUUGUAGAUCUUCAUGACGUUCAGUUCAUAAAGCCCGUCAUCCACGAGGACUUCCAUGACAAUUCAUUUGCCGUGAUCUUGGAUGAAAACGUAAAGGUAGUAAAAGAACAAAUGCAGUUCUUGUUCAUUCAACUGACGUUAAAAUAUAUGUUUUGACGAAAUCAAUAUAUAAUUUUAAUUUUUCACUUUCACGCAAAAUUUUCCAUAAACAAAUUUUGUUGCUUUAAGAAUUUCAGGCUUUUGGGAAACAUUAGCAAAUAUGGGUCGGAUUCAUCUGGUGCAGGCCUGGAAAUAAUUAUUCCAAAUGGUAAGUUACUUUCCACUUAAAGUGGCCCAAGAAGCGCCAACAAUAUUUGCCUCCCGUUUACAUUUUUAAAACGAGUCAACGGUAAACAGUACAAAAUCAUGCGAGUGACGGGGCGUGUGACGAAGGAGUAUUUAUCAUUCACCCUGACGGACAAUGCUGGAAACUCAGCUACUUACGGUUUUAUGCCGAGCAACAAUGCACCCAUUUUGAUGCUUCCAACUCAUUAUCUUCAGUGGCCGAAGAAAUAG